AUGGAGGCCUCGUGCGGCGGCGGCGGCGGCGGCGGUGGUGGCGGUGGCCUCGUCCACGUUGACUUCCCGGAGAUCACCAGCGCUUUAUUGGCCAACCUCAACCAACAACGCGUGGAAGGAAAGCUCUGCGACAUCUCCAUCCACGUCCAAGGGAGGGUUUUCCGCGCCCAUCGCGCCGUCUUGGCCGCCUCUUCGCCGUAUUUCCACGACCAGGUCCUCUUGAAGAACAUGACCUCCAUCGUUUUACCCAACGUGAUGGAUCCCGGCGCUUUCGAGACCGUUUUAGGUUCAGCCUAUACCGGACGUCUUUCUAUGGCUCCCGAAGAGAUCGUUAACUUCUUGACGGUGGGCAGCGUCCUCCAGAUGUGGCACAUCGUGGAUAAGUGCACCGAGCUCCUCAAGGAAGGCCGAGCAGCUCCGGUUCCUCACGGACCUUCUUCUUCAUCGUCUUCGUCGUCGUCAUCGUCGUCUUCUUCUUCAUCCUUACGCCCCCACUCCGGCCGCGCCAGUGAGAACCAAUCCCCCAGCAGCACCAACUACUUCAGCCCUCGCGACGCGGCCGAAGGCGCUUCCGAAGCCCUCAAAUACCCACCGCGAGGAGGAGGAGGAGGAGGAGGAGGUCCGGAUGAAACCCCCAAAGGAGAAGCGACGGCGGAUGACCUCCUGGAAGAAGGAGAAGAAAGUGGCGAGGACGGCGCCCGCCGCCCUCUCUACGUCCAACCCAGCAUCGUUCCGCACAAGCAAUGGGUUUACGUCAAACAAGAAUGGCUGCAGGAGGACCUCGUCCUCACCUGCGAGGAGGACGAAGAACCGGCGGACGGCGACGGCGGUGGCGAUGGCGCCUCCGUAUCGACGCCGCGAGCCAAGCUGGAAGACCAAGUCAACUUCUGCGAAUCUUCCGAUGGUUUCUCUUCGCCGUACGAGGCUUUGGAUGAGGCCGGAUCCUUCCCUCCUCGUUCCCUCCUCCCUCUGGACAUGCAAGGCAACCAAAUCUUGGUCUUCCCGCCUCAAGCGGCGGUGGAACACGGCGCCGUCCAAGUGGCGGCGGCGGCGGCCGACGGCAAUAAGAUCUUCAUGUGCCAUUGCGGCAAAGCCUUCUCCCACAAAAGCAUGAGGGAUCGGCACGUCAAUAUGCACCUCAACCUGCGGCCCUUCGCCUGCCCCGUCUGCAACAAGAAGUUCAAGAUGAAGCACCACCUGACGGAGCACAUGAAGACCCACACGGGCCUCAAACCCUACCAGUGCGACGCCUGCGCCAAGAAAUUCAUGUGGCGCGACAGCUUCAUGCGGCACAAAGGCCAUUGCGAGAGGCGCCAGCGUUUGGCCGCUGUCCUUCCGGCUUCGGCGGUGCCUCCUCUUCCUCCUCUUCCUCCUCACGGGAGAACCGCAACGGUCCAAAAGGAGCAAAGGGUGGGGGGAAGCGGCGGAGGAGAAGGGGAAUGUUUGGAUCCCAUCCCACCUGGGUGGAAUCACAGCCAGAUGUUUGGAUCCCAUUCCGCCUGGAAAAGUGGGUCCUGUCACGCCCAGAUGUUUUGA
Molecule: messenger RNA, 1536 nt
Organism: Cuculus canorus (common cuckoo)
Lineage: Eukaryota; Metazoa; Chordata; Aves; Cuculiformes; Cuculidae
Gene: ZBTB22
Product: zinc finger and BTB domain containing 22
Exons: 2
Coding region: 1-1536 (511 amino acids)
Biological process (GO): regulation of transcription by RNA polymerase II
Molecular function (GO): protein binding; RNA polymerase II cis-regulatory region sequence-specific DNA binding; DNA-binding transcription factor activity, RNA polymerase II-specific
Source: RefSeq, a predicted model, not a curated record